Messenger RNA from Drosophila albomicans, 900 nucleotides. RefSeq names its product protein Flattop homolog. Gene Ontology annotation, cellular component: ciliary basal body. The record is from RefSeq and is a predicted model, not a curated record. Gene Ontology annotation, biological process: cilium organization. Lineage: Eukaryota; Metazoa; Arthropoda; Insecta; Diptera; Drosophilidae. Bases 125 to 826 code for a protein of 233 amino acids. The transcript has 4 exons.
UCACAGUAGCAGUUGCUUUCAUAGUGUAUCGAAAUUCACGAAAAUAAAAUUCAGAUAUUUUUUUUGCCUGAUUUUUGGCCCAAAUCAAAAAUAUACAAAAGUAAAAUCCAAAUUCAAGGACGAAAUGUCGUUUAACUUUAGUGCGAUGCAGUACGAGCGCAGCUUUAGAGCGAAAAGCCUCAGCAACUGGGAGUACCAACGCUUCUCUCCCCCGCGUCCGCGUUCUCUGCAAAAGAACUCGACGCCUGUUUGCGACAAGAACGGACACUUGCUGCCCUCAGCGAAGCGCAGGGACGGCAACUUCUUGGGUCAGUACAGAGGGACAUACCAUCUGCCGCCACGUAUAACGCGUAGUUUUGCCAACAAGUACAAUACCUGCCUGAGUGGACAGCAUAAGUACGCCAACUAUCCGAGAGAUUUGUGCUGUUGCCAGUACGAGCAACAGAAGCGCAAGAAACAGUGCGAUUGGCGCGAGACCCUUGGAAAACCGGGUGAUCCCCUGUGGCAGAAACCCGAAUGCCAGAGCAAGUGUGAGGGACUGCAGCAAUUGCUUGCUAUUGACGAUCUGCAUCGUCGUUGCAAGCACGUCAAGUGUCAGCCCAAGGGACAGGAAAAAUUAGUGGCACGCAUUGUUGACGCCUCGGCGAGGAAUCGAAAACGUCUUCGCAAGCGUCAUGUGACCGCUUUCGAUUACAAUCGCCGACAAUCGACUGGUAAUCCGGCGGAACAGAAAACCAAGUCUAUCAGUAAGGAUUCAACCAAACCGGACUCUGACUCAGCGGAGAGAAUCACAACGAGAUCAACAACUAAUGCUCCACUAAAGUAAAAGUUCAUAUAACUGAGUAAUAGUUUUGCUAAUAAACGACACCUCUCGGUAGUCCAGCUGGUAAACGAAAGGGG